GUUACCAGCAGUGUGCGCGCUGUCUCAGGGUUCUAUGUUUCCAUGGCGACGCAGGAUGUAACUAUAGCUGUGGUUUGAGCUGCAAUCGAAAUCACUGGAGACAGGGAUACCCUCCCAGGGGGUGAAUCCUCCAUGGUAUAAUGGUAAGAACAUCACCAGGCACACAUCAGUAUUACACUGUUCGCUGCCAGGGUGUUAGGUUAGAGUCAGCUUAUAUUAAGAAAGUAUGAGAUUAUAGUGCUGUGUGCACUAAUAAUUCACUUAUUGAUGGGUGGGUUAUUGCUAAUUACAGCAUAGUGUUCUUGGUAAGGAUGUUACAUAAGAUAAAUAAAGUAAACUAAUGUGUAUAAAAAUACACUUCAUGGUGGAUUUUCAAAACUUUUUUUUAUUAGUAUUUUAAAAAUGCCUUUUAAAUAUACUUAUAUCGGAAUGUAGUAAAUUUUCCCAGGCAUCAGAUCUACAUCUAAUCUCUUUGAUACCACGUAGGUCCACACUCACUAUUUUCUUUUUACAGUAACCGUAAAAAAAAUUCAAAAGCAAGAAACAUACAAAAUUAAGCUCUGUACUCAAAUUCCCACUACUCCUGGGAGGCAGCAAUGACUGUAGUCGCAAGUAACAUUUUUACUAUAGUCAUUGCUCCUGGCCAGGAGUAGUGGGAGUUUGAGCACAGGACUUAUUUUUGUGUAUUUGUAUUUAAUUUUGUCUUACACAGCCAUGUUAUAAUGCUGCUGCCCACCCCAAGUGUUCCCCAUUAAGGGUUAACAAGUAUGUAGGGAUUUAGAAAAAUAUCCCUCUCUGUCUCAUUAGAGAUUUUACCUUUUAGCUAAAGGCAGCAAGGUGAAUUGUUAGUGUAGGACCCUCCUAAGAGGUCUUGCCUUGAUGUCGCAUAUGAGCUUACACUAAUGGCACUAGAUUUAUUUGAAUCAUAAGUCAUUGACGAAUAGGUCAAUGAAUUAAUUGAAUUAAUUUUACUAAUGAAGAAUGUGUCACCAAGCUAAAGUAAUAUUUUAUCUUAUUUAAAAAUAAGUGCCACUGUCUUAUUCAAAAAUAAGAUUGUUACUGAUUUUUAGUAUGCCAGUGAGGUACAGAUGCUGAGAUUGCACACACAAAACUGAUUUAUUAGACAGCCACUAGAGGGCUUCCUGAAUUGAAACAGAUCUUUGGUCCGGUAUCUGACGCUGGAUGUCCUCACGCACCCCCAGCGUCAGAUUUUUUCCCAUAAGAGAGCAUUGAUUCAAUGCUUUCCUAUGGGGAAGUAUAAUGCGCAAGAAUUACUUUCACUAGACUGGAAGAAAGAAGAUUUAGUCUAAGGAAAAAAUGUUUGUGUUUUUUUAUCAUAAGAACAAUAAGGUUGUGGAAUUCUUAGCCUUACGAAGUAGUUUUAUCAGAAUCUUUACAAAUGUUUUAACAGAUGGAUACUUGCAAAAACAGAAUAUUUAAAUGGACACUAUAGUCACCUGAACAACUUCAGCUUAAUGAGGUUGUUCAGGUGAGAACUAUAGCUCCCUGCAGCCUUUCUCAUGUAAACACUGUAUUUUCUGAGUGUAUAUAUAAAUGUAUUUGUUAUUUAGUAAAAGUGUGUGUUUAAAGGACCACUAUAGUGCAAGGAAAACAUACUUGCCCACACCCUCAGGGUCCCCCUCCCGCCAGGCUCUAGGGUGAGGAAGGGGUUAGACUUACCUCUUUCUCCAGCGCCAGGCAGGGAGCCCUCCUCCUUCUCUCCGCCUCCUCUCCUCUUCUUCGGCUGAAUGCGCAUGUGCGGCAGGAGCUGCGCUCUCAUUCAGCCAGUCCAUAGGAAAGCAUUCACAAUGCUUUCCUAUGGACGCUGGCGUCUUCUCACUGUGAAAAUCACAGUGAGAAGCGCGGAAGCCCUCUAGCGGCUGUCAAUGAGACAGCCACUAGAGCAGGGGUAGGCAACCUACGGCACUAGUGCCAUGCACGGCACUCGAGGUGCCUUUGCAUGGCACUCAAGGCUGCUAGAGCCAAAGAGGCUCUGGCCUAUCAGGAGUCCCAGUAAAACUUCAGAUAUCUGCUAAUACAAAGAGGUGGUGAAGGACAAUCCUCAAUUUAUGCAUUGCAGCACGUAGAGGAAGUGAUCUCAGAGCACUUCAUUCCAGCACUUGUGAAUGGGAAUCCACACAGUAGUAGAGCAGCUCGCAGUUGCUGUUGCAGCUCCUGUCCUUGACCUGUAUCUGGCCGGCCUGGUCCCCACUGGAACCCAGGGAAGCCACCCACACUGCUAGAUAUACACAGAAAUGCAGAAUAACCCUACCCUCAUACAAAUAAUACGGACAGCCCACACACAAGCUUACACACAAUCCGCUUAAACGCAACACCACUAACAAUCCACAUUCAUGCACACAACCCCACAUGCAGCCUCUCACAUGCAAUACCCCAAACAGCCACCAGACACUACCAAACACACAAUGUGACAUAUCCAUACACCCACACAAUUCACACAAUUCCACAAGCAGCCCCCAUACAAAGCCCACAUUCAUAUGUAUCAUACACAAUACCAUAAACUACUCAAAAACAUAUACAAUUUAAUAGCUCAAAUACGCACAAAUACAACGAUACAAAGCAAUUACAGUAAAAAUAACACAAGCAGAAUACGGCAGCAAACACUUCAAUUUAAAAAAAAAUAGGACCGGCACGCCACAGGACAUCACACUCCUAUAUCGGCACAGUGCUGCUAAAAGGUUGCCUACUCCUGCACUAGAGGCUGGAUUAACCCAUUUAUAAACAUAGCAGUAUACACAGUAAACAUAGCAUAUAGUCUUUGACAGACACACAAACACAUACAAACUCCCUAACAGACACAUAUACAUUUUUUUUUUACUCCACACAGCCCCCCUACCUUUGGGAGUGCUGGCAUGGAGUCUCUAUGACCCAUUGGUCCACUGGGGCUGCUGGGUUGAGCAUUCCAGUCCCGUGGGGCUGCUGGGCUGAGUGUGCAGUCCCUGGGGGAGCUGCUAAACGGCUGGCGUGUGGGCGGCGAGAGAGCUCAUCUCCUUCGUUCGCCUCUUAGUGAUGCCGGAGCCGGAGUGACGUCAUAUUCUGGCUCCAGCAUCACUGCUGUGCGCGAGAGGGAGCUGAGUAGAGAGAUCACUGCCCACUGCUCCCUCGCCGCCCGCGGCCAAUUUAUUUUUAAAAAUGUUGGUGGUGUAUAGCAAUGCAUCACAAACUAAUUAGUAAUGAGGUUUUUCCAAAAAUGAGUUAGACGGUUACUUUAAACAUCAUGACCACUUCAGUGACUUGAAGUGGUCAUGGUGCUUGGAGUCUAUAUGGGCAGCGUUAUAAUAUGAAACAUAUUUGGCAUCUGUCAUGAGCAUGCUUAGCAGGAUGGCAACAGAUAACCAAUGGCGGCACAACAUCCCCACACUGCAUGCCCAACUCCUCCCCUCAGCCUGUCCUUCUGGACAUCUCUCCCUCUCUAGAGAGUGACAUCACCAAAGGGAAGGAUUGGGCUGCAGGGAGAACUUGGUCCGAGUGUUGCAUUGCAGGUAAGUCUUUUUUCUUUGUUUGUUUUAUAAAACACUGUUUUUGGUUGGAGUAACCAGUUAAAGGAGCUCUUUAAUUUUCACUUUUAUUUUCUAACUAGAAAUUCCACUGUGCCAUAUAUCACUUUAAAAAAAAAAAACUAUUACUGCUAUGCAUAUUUUUCAUUUUGUGUUUUCAUUGUAGCCUACUAAAAGUGCCAAAUCCAAAGGUUCCGGCAAAGCCAAGAAGUCUAAGAAAUCUAAGAAGUCAAAAAAAAGCAAAACACCCAAACAAGAGGUUGAUAUACUCAGUCCAGCUGCCAUGUUAAAUGCUUACUAUAUCUCCCAUAAUGCCGUGGACUGUUUGGAAUUCCGGGGCUUCAGCUGGCCUGGAGCACCCAAAAAAAAGGGGAAGAAAGGAAAGAAAAAGUAGUCUACAGAUAUUGAAUAUGCCAUCUUUCUGAACAUCUGAAGUUUUCAUGUACAGUAAUACUAAGAAACUGUUAAUUCUUGUUAAUUGCUACCUAGAUGCAAUGGACUUUGGUGCCAAACACCAUACCAAAAUCCAUUUCCGUAAUUACUGCAAUAAUAAAUUGUAGAUUUCAGCAGCAGUGUAAAUAUGUUGGUUUUCUUUGCAUAGAUUUUGGACUUAUUGCUUUUCAUCCGUAAAGAUUGGUUCUUUUAUAAAAUUGACAUUCCAUCUUGGUGCGUACCAAUAUUUUUUAUGCAUUAUAUAGAUAAUGUAGUCAAUGAUUA
Pelobates cultripes (western spadefoot toad) is the source of this 4235-nucleotide messenger RNA. Lineage: Eukaryota; Metazoa; Chordata; Amphibia; Anura; Pelobatidae. The record is from the annotation of a GenBank genome assembly.